Molecule: messenger RNA, 758 nt
Organism: Neocloeon triangulifer
Lineage: Eukaryota; Metazoa; Arthropoda; Insecta; Ephemeroptera; Baetidae
Exons: 8
Coding region: 1-720 (239 amino acids)
Source: RefSeq, a predicted model, not a curated record
AUGACAACGAGCCUCAUAGUUAUUUUGCUCGCAUUUGCCUGCGCGGCCUUUGGGCAGAAACCGACCAAGGCACCUGACUGCGUCGCCCCAGAUUACAAGAAAUUGCAAAUCUGCUAUGAUCCCGACAUUGUCCCUAUUUACGACAACAAGACCGCCCAGUUCACUGUGGCUUUCAAAACUUGCAAGGGCAAUGGUGACACCACCAACUACAUGACGCACUUUUUACUCAACAAAAUGUUUGACAAGAAAAACAGCAAUGCUCUGAAUCUCAAUGAUAAGAAGAUUCAGGACCAACUGUCUGGUCAAGCAUGCAUAUUUGAAUGUCUCAUCAACCAAAACGGGCAAAUUGUUAAUUCUGACGGUUCUGUUAACACUGAAGUCUUGUCUGCCGUAUUUUUCACAAAUCCCAAUCAAAGAACCUUUUGGGGAAUGCGAUUCAUUACAAACUUCCAACUAUGCCUGGACGGUCUUGCAGCUUUGAACAUUCCAAAGUUUACUUCGAAACAAUUCAAAAAGUCUUGUGAUCCUAAAUGGUUCCUAAUGACACAGUGCAUAAUUUAUAAAGCGUGGGCGGAAGUUUUGGACAAACUAUAUGUCUUCAACUAUCCAAUAAACGCAAUUUUCGAGAAAUGGACAAACAGCAAUAUUUGCAAUUCGACCAGCCUCACCAUGCAAACCUGCAGGACUGGAACCAUAUUUGAAACCUUUCAGCUCUCUUAAAAAUAUUAACUGGAUCAGAACUGGAUGUAAUUUAGAGC